Messenger RNA from Camellia sinensis, 715 nucleotides. RefSeq names its product GCN5L1 family protein (gene BLOS1). Gene Ontology annotation, cellular component: BLOC-1 complex. Gene Ontology annotation, biological process: endosomal transport. The record is from RefSeq and is a predicted model, not a curated record. NCBI's taxonomy places the organism in Eukaryota, Viridiplantae, Streptophyta, Magnoliopsida, Ericales, Theaceae.
GUUGCAAGUAAGAAAUAUAAGGAGGAAUCCUGAUUCGUAAUCCCCCACGGCAACCGUUGCACGUGUCAUCUUCUCCACGAUGGCGACACCAGAGUUGGGAGGAUUGGACACUUCGCUGGUUCAAUUCAUCAGCGAUCACCAACACAACUCUCUCAGACUCCGCGACCAGACUGAGAGAGCGAAGAAAGAUGCGAUUAGAAGCGCGAUCCGUGUUUCGGAUCUGUUGGUGGAUGCUGCCAACGGUGGCGUCCAAGAAUCGUUCGUAAACGAGAAGCGGAUCGAGCUCGAAACUCGCGCAUUGGCUGCCACCGUCAUGAGAUUCGUCAAGCAGACCGAUCGGUGGCUUGCGGCUUCUCAUGCCAUCAACACUGCUAUCAAGGAAAUUGGAGAUUUUGAGAACUGGAUGAGGACCAUGGAAUUCGAUUGCAAAAGCGUUAGUGCUGCAAUAUACAACAUUCACCAAGCAUAAUCUUACAGGGACAAAGUCUCAAAGUCAUUCAUCGUGUUUAUAUUCCUUAGAAUUAUGGUGAUGAGCUCUGGGAUGGGGAUUGGAGCAGAGAUUUAGACAGCUGCAGGACAGUUGGUUUUUUGUUUUGUUUUCGACUCUUUUCGAAAGUGUUGCCCAUUUUUUUUGUUUUGGGUAGUUCCUUGCUUCAACUUGUGGGGCUGCUGUUAGAAAUUUUAAUAAAAAUAAAAUAUUGAUUAUUUGUUUGGA